Messenger RNA from Penicillium lagena, 1071 nucleotides. RefSeq lists its product as uncharacterized. Bases 1 to 1071 code for a protein of 356 amino acids. The record is from RefSeq and is a predicted model, not a curated record. NCBI's taxonomy places the organism in Eukaryota, Fungi, Ascomycota, Eurotiomycetes, Eurotiales, Aspergillaceae. The transcript has 4 exons.
AUGGCACCCAUCCGACGCUACCUCCGGAUCAGCAAAUACUCCGUUCUGGAGUGCCGCAUCUACCUGGAUAACCCCUCCGACUCGCGAUGGCUGCUGGAUCCACGCGACCCUGUGCUUGCGCGCGUCUUCGCCGCCAUCCGCCCGCUGGUGCUGCCCAAGCUGCGUGAAGAAAACGAGAGGCUCUUUGCGCGCAAGAAAGGCAAGCCGGUCAAGGAUGUGAUAGCAGAAGAUGAGUUCGAGGUGGCGAUUUUCUUACGCGAGUCCCGGACGCGUCACUCGCUCCUCACACGCAGCAAGACAUUUCAUGAACCAUCGGGCCAGCAUAAAGCUUCCACCGACUUGGCCGGUUCCGCAGAGGCUGGAAUCAUUCUCGAAAGCGACAGUGAGCCUGAAGUGGACCUGCAACAUAUCCCGCAAGCAAUACGAGACGACGAUCGAUCAGACGAGGGGCAGGCACAGACUGAAGACACAGUCGGGGACGAUGAGAAGAAGCUUCGUUUCAGGACCCGUUACGAAAGCUUUAAUAUCUGCGGCUGGGUGCUAUGUCUAUUGGUGACGCGGAAGGAGGACAAGACCCGAGCUCCAACCGGACAGCCGUUGAUGGAGGAGUGGAUCUCAACGCAAGCUCAGGUGUCGGUGGAUGAGAUCUCUUCAGAUCUGCUGAACCCGUUUGGACACCUGAAAGGGGAGAUGACGACAGAUGCUGCAAAAAGAAUCUGCUACCUUUCAGAUUCGCCUGGCAACCUGCAUCGUCCUGACACAUUCUCGGCAAUCCAAUGGAGUCGCCGACUUGCCGCUGUUUCAAACCUGCCACCCCGCGUGAUAAUGGACAAGCUUCUACACAACAGCAGCCACGGCGGCACCAUGCGGGAUCAGGGUGGGCUGACCUCCAGGCGCACAGAAGCAGGCCGCCCUCCCGGUCCGACCGCUGCAGCUGCGCCGUUGGACGCCAUUCUCAUCGGUGUCUCCUGUACGACAGUGACGCAAAUUGACCGGCAUCUCCAGCCGCUCCGCGACGGACCCGAUGGCCUCGCUCGCAGCUGUGAGAAUAUCUGUGUCUCACAUGCAUAA